Acanthoscelides obtectus is the source of this 1914-nucleotide messenger RNA. The record is from the annotation of a GenBank genome assembly. Lineage: Eukaryota; Metazoa; Arthropoda; Insecta; Coleoptera; Chrysomelidae.
ACCAGCCGGUGGUACCUCGCAGAAUACUCAUCGAGCCUGAUUGGUUUUUAACGAUGUCGUAGCAUUUCUCCCGUACUACUGUUAACAUUGAACUUAUUAAAGCGAUUGUUGCUUCAUCCGUUUCCAUAUUCCAACAUCCUAAUCGCUCCAGUCAGGUAAACACAAACAUGUUGUGACUGUCGGAGCGUCAAAAAAUCUCACAUCCAUAAAUUGUUAUGUAAUUAAGCUUAAAUGUAAUUUUAAUUAAAGAACUGCGGAUUUAAUAAUAGAGUAAUUUAAAAAAAAGUGUGUCAGACUUUAGUUAUUAUUUUUUUUGUUAGUUUGCCGGUGCAUCGUGAAGAGCGUGAAAGUGUUGUGCGGUGACAGUGACAGUGAGAUAGAGACAUUUUCAGUGAAUAGGGCUAGCCGGAUCAUAUCAGACAAAAAUGUCCUGGAUAUCUCAAGUAGUCGGAUUGGCAUUGAACGUGCUGUCGUUCCCUUUCACAACUUCGCAGGAUGGACGAAGUGCUCCUGCCCUUUUUCCAUUUGACACCCUCAGGAAUAUGCAGGAGCCAUGUACUUCGUUCACAUUCAGGAUGGGUGAGAACGAGUUGAAAUUCACCGCCCUCCCCAGAGGUUUCUGCUCCAAUUGCUGUCCAGGCGUGAUGGAGAGGGACGUUCGGUUAGUGGCCUACACGAGGGACACUGCAGAUUCGGGCGUCGAGAUCGGCCUCAGGCCAGGGGCGGCACGGAAUGCGGGCAUCCGGGCAGAGUGGCCCACGGCCAUUUUCAUACACGGCUUUACCGAGCUGUCACCGGGGCAGAGUGGACGAACGAUCAUUGAUGCUUAUCUGAGCCGUAAGGAUAACCACAACAUCAUCCUGGUCGACUGGUCCGAGCUGAGCACCUUCCCGUGGUACCAAACAGCGGUGGAAAACGUGCAGAAAGCCGGAAGCCACUUGGCGGAAUUCCUCGGCCUAUUCAAUAACACCGGGGAGCUUCCGAUCGGGAAUGUGCACGUGAUCGGCUUCAGUCUGGGAAGCCACGUGGCCGGCAUCGCCGGGAAGAUGUUGCCUGAGAAGGGUCUCAGGAUACCGAGAAUUACCGCGCUGGAUCCUGCUCUGCCCGAAUUCCCGCUGAAUGAUACUUCCAGGAGAAUAACAGCAUCAGACGCAGAUUACGUAGACGUUAUCCACACAGAUUCGGGUAUUUUUGGGCUUCCGAUUUCUGUGGGACAUGCAGAUUUCUAUCCCAAUGGUGGUAGAGCACUUCAGCCUGGUUGUCAACCCAGCUAUUUAGUUAGGCAGAGGAUCAUCGAUCAAGUCUUUGCUUGCAGCCAUGUGAGGGCUUGGAAGUUGUACGCAGAAUCUGUGAGAAAUGAUAAGGCAUUCCCAGCUACCAAAUGUACACUAUGGAGAGGUCCUGAAAAACUCUGUAACUUCACUGUAGAUGCUUAUUUGGGAUACAUCAAUAACGGGAAAGCAAAAGGAUCGUAUUUCCUGAUAACACAUGAGACCAAACCGUAUGGGAGAAGACGUAAAAAGAUCCGCUCUUAAACAACUCGAAAACGUGAACCUGACUGUGAUAUGUAUAUGAAAGUGAGAUUUGCACUCGGGGUCCAUGAUAACGUAUUGGGUCCGAUGAUAUUUAUAGUUCAAUACCCUGACAAACUCACAAGUACAUUAUUUUAGCAUAAUGUUUUCUUUGUAGUCGAUCGAAAUUUGUAUCAAAUGACUGAAACUGUUGUCUGCAAUGUAAUUUUGGGCCAUGACAUUGGUAGUUUAUAAGCAUUUAAAUAGACUAAGUAGGUAGUUUCGUAAUAAUAGAAGUGUAGAUCAGGCUGUAGAUUUCAUGAGAUAAAGAUAUUUUAUAUGGUUGUAUAGGAAUAUAUGUGUAUGUGCAAUAAUAGUUAAUGUUUAUCUAGAUUUAGAUGCU